Messenger RNA from Oppiella nova, 429 nucleotides. NCBI's taxonomy places the organism in Eukaryota, Metazoa, Arthropoda, Arachnida, Sarcoptiformes, Oppiidae. The record is from the annotation of a GenBank genome assembly.
AUGGAUGAGUUACAAUUACUGGAAAAUAAAUUUCUCUAUAAUUUCCUUAAAAGUAAACUACAGAAUCCCAUACAAACCCCGUCAGUGGGCCAACCGAUGCCUAACAGUGAGCCCUGUUUUCAGUUAGCCAUCGCAUCUGAGAGACAGAAGAAUUUGUUUGCCAUUAAAGAGUUGGAGCAGACGUUGAAAGAGGCGAAGAGGAAAGAGAUGGAGUUAAAACAGAAACAUCAAAUGGUUCUCGAGCAACAGCAUGCUAAACACCAAGAUAAGGAGCGACAAAACUCACGAUAAGUUGAAUAAUUCAAUAUCAUUUGAAACGUCAUUUGAUGUAAUAAAUAAGCUUGGUGAGGGUGGCUAUGGGCAGGUAUAUAAAGUUCGAGAUAAAUGUGACAAUAGUUUCUAUGCAAUAAAGAAAUGUUCAUUAAAUGG